Penicillium griseofulvum is the source of this 1245-nucleotide messenger RNA. RefSeq lists its product as uncharacterized. The record is from RefSeq and is a predicted model, not a curated record. Bases 1 to 1245 code for a protein of 414 amino acids. Lineage: Eukaryota; Fungi; Ascomycota; Eurotiomycetes; Eurotiales; Aspergillaceae. The transcript has a single exon.
AUGAAUGACAAGGCCCCUUUCACAUUGUGGGAUAAAAUAAACCGCCGAUAUCGUGUGCCGACGAGAAACGAAUUUGAGUGGAUUCAUAAUAAGUUUGAUGAUCGAAAGCUUUUGCACACUGGCUGGAUCAUUUGUAUUGAGACCGACAACCCACCAAAGCCGGUUCCUCUUACACUAGGGUGUAUGCCAGUGAUGUUUGUUGGAACUGGCGAAACCUUUUCUGAGCCGCUUCCCGAUGCACCUUAUCCUAACCCACGGCUACCGGACCCUUGCCCUGAUCUACACUGGCCGCCAAUGGAAUUUCCCUCAGAUGUGGACAGCGUCGCCUUUCUCAAAGCCCUAGAACCGCUUGCCAAUGUACGGGCGGUUACGUAUCUACCUUCAUGGACUGUUGUGGAGCUUGAGUGCGGCGAUGGACGUGUUUACGAACCCCAAUCACUCCCGGGAGUCGUUGCUGGACGUACAGCGCUCUACCAUCAUUUACAAAGCCCGUUUUACGAGACCAGAAAAAAUCUUACCCGGGCCCGACAACUUGAUCCAAGCGAAUCCGUAACCAGUUUCGGACCGUUGCCUCAAGACCAUUUCAAUUACCUCCAAGAGUCAUUCCUUUCACCUGGUUGCCGAGUAGAGUCUGGUUAUGGCUUACCAGGCUCCCGUUAUGAGUCAGCAACUAGCGCUUCGUCUGCUGGAGUAAAACUCCGCGAUUCGAAGGGAGAAGAGGUCCUGACUGUCGCAAACCACGCCUUCCUUUUUUCUGGCGAAGUUUAUCACCCGUAUGUUCACCAUGACAAGAUUGGAGACGUGAUUGACACACGACCUGAGCUGGAUAUUGGUCUAGUUAAAAUGACCCCUGCCGUGUCUGCGAAGUUUAGAAACACCUGUUAUUUUCAGGCAGAACCCCCGCGGGGUUUGUUAGAAGGCACAUAUGUCAAGCCAGGUUCAUGGGCUGAGGUGGACGGUAUGAGUUCAGGUUUACUAAGCUUGUGCGCAUUUGCGAGACGGUAUGAGAAGCCUAUGCGUCCGCCUGGACACCCCGAAAUUCCUUUUCAGCAGUGGCAGUCAUAUACCCUCCGGAGAAUUUGGGGAGUUGUGAACGGAUCAAUUGCUGAUGGUGUCUGUGGAGCACCAAUUGUUAACUGCGAUGACGGCGCAGUCACCGGGUUCUUCCAGCUCUACGAUGGGGAGAGAAACUGCCUUAGUGCUAACCUUGACGACAUAGUAGCUGAGGGAUGGCAAAUUGCUUGA